AUGUCAAACGCGUCGUCGUCUCUCUCUCGACAGCACCGCGCCGCCUUUGUGCGCGCCAACGGACACAAUCCGAAGACGAAAAGGAAGAGGAGGCAUCACCGAAAGACGACGACGCGAGAGAGAUACGACGGGAGAAAAGAUACGGGGAAAGAGGAGGAGGAGACAGGUGUGAUGAGAAACGAUGACGAUGAUGACGUUUCGAACGCGCAGAGGAGGAUUUCGCGCUUUGAAACGAGCGUUGGUGGGAGUAGUGGCGGCGCGCUGUAUUGUUUCGGGUUCCCAGAGUUUGCGAGCGCCAGAGAAGAAGCCAGAGGAGGAGAAGAGAAAAUAGAAUCGAUUGGUCCGUCCUUGAUAUCGGACGUCUCGGAAGUGGACGCGUUUCGAUUGGCGUCGGAGAAUCCGGAAUUGACGGCGGUGAUCGCGUUAGCGUCUUUGAUAAUCAUACCGAAGGCGAUCGAGCAAAUAGGAAAGAAGAUAGUCUUACCGCUUGGCGCGAUUUUGAUUGCAUACGGCGUCGUAUCGCAUCCGGAGAGCGCGGGGACCUUCGUCACCGGCGCUUUGGGAUGGGCGUACGAACACCCUUCGGCGAUUGCAUUCGUCGCGGUCGGGUUGUUAGCGUUACAGUUGAGUCCGUACAUAAUCAUUGCGUUGUUACUGGCGUUAAUUUUUAACAUCAGUAACAUCGUUCCGGACGAAAUCAACCCUCUUUUACCGAAAGACGUGAAGGAGAACAUUAGAGAGGUGAAAAAAGACGCGCAAAUAGCCCGGGAAGCGCUCGCUCCCGUCGAGCGUUCUAUCGGCGAACUCAAGACGUUCAAAAACGAAGUCCAAAUGCAAAAAGAGCGCGCGCGCAAGAAUCGUCUGGAAAGAGAAGAGAGAGAAAAGCGAGAGGAGAAAGAAGCUCGGGAGAAACCGAUCAAAAUCGCAGCGUUGAAGCAAAAAGCCGCCGAGGAAGCGAAAGCGAAAGCGAAGAAAGCGAAACCAAGAUUUCAAAGCGACGAGAACGCUAUUCGUAACUCUUCUUCUGAUUCUUCUUCGCGCGAUGAUUUGGGAGACAUCACGCGGUGCAUGUCUUUGCCGACGCCCGAUGCGAGGGUAAAAUGCGUCGACGGGAACCAAGCGAAAUAUUAUUAA
This is a messenger RNA of Bathycoccus prasinos, 1134 nucleotides long. RefSeq lists its product with no specific name. The record is from RefSeq and is a predicted model, not a curated record. The coding region runs from base 1 to 1134 and encodes 377 amino acids. NCBI's taxonomy places the organism in Eukaryota, Viridiplantae, Chlorophyta, Mamiellophyceae, Mamiellales, Bathycoccaceae. The transcript has a single exon.